AUGCAGGACAAACAGGCCGAGUCCAGUCAUAAGCUUACGGUAUGGACUAAUGGCAUUCCGGAUGGCGCUAGUGUCCAGGAGACCUUUGACGAGAAGAGGCUCCUGAAGAUCCAGACGCCCGCUGAGAUAGCCAGGGAGCAUAAGAACUCUCUAGUGAAAACUCCGUUCAUUGGUGAUAUUUACCUUGUUGACAGACCCAAGAAAUUCACCAUGCCUUCUUUCACUCAGUUUGAUGGCACAGGAGAUCCUUCUCAUCACCUCGACCACUAUUCACAAAAGAUAGCUCUAGACAAUCACAACGAUACAUUUAUGUGUAAGGUUUUCUCGACUAGUCUAACGGGAGCCGCAUUGGAAUGGUUCAAGAAUAGGCCACACAAGUCUAUCCCGAACUACGAAACUUUAUACGCUAUGUUCCUAGCACAAUACUGCAGAAACAAGAAGCAGAAGAAGACCAUCUCUAGUCUCUUCACUAUAAGGCAAAAGAGAGUAGAAAUGAGACAGGAUUUCCUGUCCAAAUUUAACAUGGAGGCCUCGAAGAUAGCAGAUUGUCAUCCUGAGACUGCUAUAGAAACAUUCAAGAUCGGCAUAAUCCGAGGAACUAAAGGUGAGUUAGUAGACUACCUCACACCAAAAGAGUACGUGAAGCCUUGGGAGGUUAAUCCUUGGAAAGUGGAGGGCAAUCAAGUAAAAGUCAUUCAUGUGAUAUAUGGGAGAUCAGAGGACGACCAAGAGUCGGAAGAAGUGUACCGAUCCAGACUGAGGGCAGCUCACAAGCUAAGGAAGUUAUCCUCAGUAAACACUAUCACUUCGGGCAGUAUCAGUAAUGGGUUCGGCGAUGGAGAUUUAUCCAGAGUUCAAUUUCCCCACGAGGAUCCACUAGUCAUUAGUCUUCUGGUGCCAAUUGCAUGA
This is a messenger RNA of Cornus florida, 909 nucleotides long. RefSeq lists its product as uncharacterized. The record is from RefSeq and is a predicted model, not a curated record. The coding region runs from base 1 to 909 and encodes 302 amino acids. The transcript is spliced from 2 exons. NCBI's taxonomy places the organism in Eukaryota, Viridiplantae, Streptophyta, Magnoliopsida, Cornales, Cornaceae.